This is a messenger RNA of Stylophora pistillata, 2918 nucleotides long. RefSeq lists its product as uncharacterized. NCBI's taxonomy places the organism in Eukaryota, Metazoa, Cnidaria, Anthozoa, Scleractinia, Pocilloporidae. Gene Ontology annotation, cellular component: membrane; nucleus. Gene Ontology annotation, molecular function: ammonium channel activity; protein binding. The record is from RefSeq and is a predicted model, not a curated record. Gene Ontology annotation, biological process: ammonium transmembrane transport; regulation of gene expression.
GAACUCGCAUGUAGUCGAUUGAUUACAGGUUUUUAAAGAGAAGUGUAGAGAGAUGAAAAAUAUUCAAGAUUUUUUCGGGAUGUUACUGCCUCAAGAUGACCUUCUUUUCAAGGACAAGUUUGUCUUUCCCGCUUUUGGCGUCACCGUUUACCAGUUGCCUUUUUUGGGUGUUUAAUAAACAAACCUAUUACGAGAAUUGUUCAGUUGUCAAAGCAGCGAUUGGACGAAAUAACAGAUCAAUUAGCAGUUUGAUCAGUUCGUGAACGAAGAAAGUACUUAAACGCUCGAGAACUAUUAAAUAAACCAUCGGGAAAUACGUGGAAUUUCUUACUUCGCAAUGAAGUAUUACGGAUUUCUCUAAUGCUGGCAGUUUUUAAAGACGUAUUGAUGAUCAAUGGAAUGCUGGAAUGCGGUGGAUGCAGCUUGGCUGUCGAUUAUCACCCUUUUGGUUGCAUUGCAGGGAUUUAGCUUCACGCUUUAUCAGGCUAGCACCAGACCAUUUAAUUCUUCGAAUGUACAUGCACUUUUUGUUUACGCCCUUAUCAACUUCACUGUUGGCUCUAUACUUUGGUAUUUUGUUGGUUAUUCCCUCUCUUUUGGUCCCUCACAGAAGGGUUUAAUUGGAAGCCUUGAUGAUGCAUUCUUUUUGGGUGUGUCUGGUUCCAACUGUUCUGUUCAUGCUGACUCUGUGCCAGGAAUUCUUUUUGCAAGUUUUGAAAUGAUGCUGGCUGUCAUUCCUCCAUUUAUGCUUUUAUCUGCUUGGGCUGAACAAAUGAACAUUCUUGGAGCGUUGACUAUUUUUAUCCUUUGGCCAAUAUUUGUAUAUUAUCCUCUAACUCACUGGAUACGUGGAGAAGGAUGGCUCCAGCACCACUUUGGAAUUGUGGAUCAGUCUGGAAGUUUGACAAUACAUGCUUCCACAGGUUCUUCUGCACUUGUUUUCACCAAGGUCUUUAAUGGGGUUCAUGAAAACCAAACACACAAACAAGAGCACAAGAAAGAAAAGGUGCACCCUCCAAAUGUAUACCUUCUAGCUGGGGGUCUGAUCACUUCUCUAGGAUGGUAUUGCACAAAUGUUGGAUCGGUACAUAAGUUCAAUGGUGCAGCAAUCCUUUCAUUGAUUAACUGUGACCUCUCUAUCUGUGCAUCUUUACUGAGCUGGUUGAUUGUGAUGUAUGUCACCAAAAAAAGUUACAGGAUGACAGAUCUUUUACAAGGCAUUAUAGUUGGUCUUGUAGGUGUUAGUGCAUCUUCUGGUUCGAUAGAGCUGUGGGCUUCAAUGAUCAAUGGACUCAUUCUAGGUCUGAUAUCAUCAGUUGUUUCAUGGUGUGUACAGAAAUACCAGCCUUUAUGGACCAGUACAGGAGUGCACGAUAUCACUUAUAUUCAUGGUGUUCCUGGCAUUCUUGGGGCAGUAACAGCUGGUCUGUUUACAAAAUCAUCAAAGGAUGUUACAAGUGCAAACGGUGCUUUCUAUUCCAAUGGUUCUCAACUGGGUGUUCAGCUGCUGGGUGUGGUCAUUACCACCAUGUGGUCUGUACUAUGGACUUACUCAUUGAUUUGGCUCAUAAGAGUAACAGUUGGUCUGGACUUAGAUAAGAAAAACAAAAUGUUUGGGGCGUAUGAUACCGCGAAUAGUUUACCGUCAUCCGUGAUAAGCAGUGACAGGGAAGUUCUUCACAAAAGACUCUUCAAGGUGGCGGCCAAAGGAGAUUUACAAGAAUUGGAUAACUUGCAUGUUCAACAAGUGUCUUUUGGUGUGCAAGAUUUUGAUAAACGAACGCCACUUCACGUGGCCUGCAUGCAUGGUAAUCUCAGCUGUGUAAAGUUCCUUCUCCGGCAACCUGGUGUGGAUAAUCACGCAAGAGACCGCUGGAAAGCGUCACCACUGUCUGAAGCUGUACAGUUCGGUCAUAAUCAGGUGGUGCAGUGUCUGUUACGUCACGGAGCGGGAUGGUGUGAGGACGGAGUCGGAGACUUGCUCUGCAGCGCUAUUGUGGUAAACGAUGUGGAGGAGCUUCAACGCCUGGUGUCUCUUGGCGUGGAUGUGAAUGCACCAAAUGAAGAUGGUGGCACUGCUCUUCAUGUUGCAGCCGCUGUUGGGAGUAGGGGAGUAGUACAUUACCUCACUGAUCACAGAGCAGACAUCAAUGCUGUCGACUCGCUUGGAAAUACGCCUUUGAAUUAUUCGAACAUGCACGAGCACCUCGCGGUUAGCCAGUUACUCGAGGGUCUGGGUGCCAAGCGAUUGUCCCAUCAUUACAGCACGCACGAAAUCUGUGAAGUGGCUACCACAGGCAAUCUGCAGAUGCUGAGACAUAUGGUUCAUAAUGGCGCCACGGUAUGUUACAGGGACUUCAACAAACGGACGCCGCUACAUGUCAGCGCGGCUGAGGGUCAUUUGGAUGUGGUUAAAUUUCUUCUUUUACAACCUGGAAUAAACAUCAAUGCUAGAGAUACAAAUGAUUUUUCUCCUCUUCUCGACGCCAUCGUGAAUGGCCAUCAUGGGGUGGUGCAAUACUUGAAGGCACGUGGAGGUACCAUAAGUGAAUGCAAGUUGGCCUCCAUGAUGACAAACGCUGCCAGCACCGGUGACACAAGGACCAUGUAACGUUUAAUAAGAUGGACCGGUCACGUGAACGUGUCUGACUUUGAUGGACAGACCGCACUCCAUACAGCGGCAAUGUGCGGCAGGCUCAAUGUUGUCAACCUGUUGCUUAAGGAGGGCGCAGAUGCAACACUCGUUAAUCGUUAUGGGCAGAUUCCGUUGCAGAUAGCAACAGCUAAUGGACAUACAGCAGUUGAAAAGGAACUUCGGAAAUUUCUAAAGCUAACUGAAGAAAUUCUCGUUACCGACCAGGUUACCGUAACAACAUGCUACAGCCCUGAAGCGAGAAGGCGAGGACGGAAAUCCAAAA